GGCCGCGCUUCCCGGCAGCCGCAGCCGGGCCCGGCGCGGAGCGGAGAUGGUGCCGCUGCUGCGGAGCGCCGGCGGCUCCCACCAGUGGCUGGCCAUCGUUUUCCUCGGCCUUUGCUGGUUCCUGCCUCCCGGGAGAUUGGCUGCGCCGGGCGGAGACUUCCCGGGCUCAGCCGUGGACAGCCUGGUGGUCAGGAAAGGGGACACGGCGGUGCUGAGGUGUUACCUGGAAGAUGGAGCCUCCAAGGGGGCCUGGCUGAACCGCUCCAGCAUCAUCUUUGCGGGCAGUGACAAGUGGUCGGUGGACCCGCGCGUGUCCAUCGCCACGGCCAACAGGAGGGAGUACAGCCUGCAGAUCCAGGACGUGGACGUGACGGACGACGGGCCCUACACCUGCUCCGUGCAGACCCAGCACACCCCCAGGACCAUGCAGGUGCACCUGACCGUGCAAGUCUCUCCCAAGAUAUUCCGGAUCUCCAGUGACAUCGUGGUGAACGAGGGCAGCAAUGUCACCCUGGUGUGCCUGGCCACGGGGAAACCCGAGCCCUCCAUCUCCUGGAGACACAUCUCCCCCUCGGCCAAGCCCUUUGAGAGUGGGCAGUACCUGGACAUCUACGGCAUCACCAGGGACCAGGCUGGGGAGUACGAGUGCAGCGCAGAGAACGACGUCUCCGUGCCAGACGUGAAAAAAGUCAAAGUGACAGUGAACUUUGCCCCCACAAUUCAGGAACUUAAAUCCAGCGGUGUGAUGCUUGGAGGGAACGGCCUGAUCCGCUGUGAAGGUGCAGGAGUGCCUGCCCCGGGCUUUGAGUGGUACAGAGGAGAGAGGAAACUGAUCAAUGGUCAACAAGGAAUCACUAUUAAAAAUUAUAGUACAAGAUCCCUUCUUACUGUUACCAAUGUGACAGAAGAGCACUUUGGCAACUAUACUUGUGUCGCUGCCAACAAGCUAGGGACGACCAAUGCCAGCCUGCCUCUGAACCAAAUUAUUGAGCCUACUACCUCUAGUGGUGUGUCGAGCCCAGCCCCCAGCACAGCCCAGUACGGCAUCACCGGGCACGCCGAGGAGCUCUUCUCCUGCUGGUCCCUGGUGCUGACGCUCUCCUCGCUCAGCAGCAUCUUCUACCUGAGGAACAUCCUCCUGCACGACGUGUGAGCCCCACCCCAGGCUGCUCUGGGUUCUCCGAGUGCUCAUGGCUGGAUCCACCCUGGCAGAGUUUGGUAACGGCGGCGUGGGAUGUGGUCAGUGCUCACCUGGGGAUGAUCGCCUUCUGUAGAAUUGCUCAUUGUGUAAAUACUUUAAUUCAA
Catharus ustulatus (Swainson's thrush) is the source of this 1305-nucleotide messenger RNA. It is a transcript of the gene NEGR1, whose product is annotated as neuronal growth regulator 1. The record is from RefSeq and is a predicted model, not a curated record. Lineage: Eukaryota; Metazoa; Chordata; Aves; Passeriformes; Turdidae. The coding region runs from base 47 to 1153 and encodes 368 amino acids. The transcript has 8 exons.